CAGAAAACUAAGAAGUGAUGCUACAAGCACUUAGAUGACAUGCUUCCGAACGUUCCCCGAGGCAACACACGCUCCAAUGUAGAACAAUGCCCACGCAAGGGAGACAAUUCCAGAAGAUUUGUGACCUCUUACCUAGUUCUUGCUACGUCGCUUUACUCUGAGAUAUUGCAAUUGCCGAGACUGCCUGCGGGGGCUUUAGGUACACUCGCGAGCUUUACUACUCUCGUCCGGCAGUCAUAAUAAGUAGCAGACCCCUUGUCAUACCGAAAGAUUUGCUUAACUCCAAAAGGUCUAGUGAUUGUCCCAUACAAUGGGGGCUGGUGCUUCUUCGGGCACUAAGCCCUCAGCAAGUGCCCCUACUGCAAAUGGAGGCAGCGCAGGAGCUCCUUCGGCGGAUAAGCCUACUAGCACAAAUGGAGUAGUAGCACCGGUUACAGGAGUGGAAGCCUCAAGGGAUUCGGUGAACCCGCCCCUACCUAAGCAAGGGAAGCACGUGGCAAUACAUGCGCAAGAAAAGCCAGCUGCCCCAUUCAAGGGGCAAAAGGUCAGCAUUUUCGACAAGCUGAAGCACAUCGCCACUCCCAACCACGUGUCCUCAGCAACCAGUCGGGCGAACUCCGUGGCAAAGAGCACCGCCAGCCGCGCCCGCCGCGACGAGUUCGAUGUGGACACGGACGACGACGACCUGGACGGCUUCAUCUACGACGACGACUCCACCAGCGAGGACGAGCGGGCGGACUACGUGAAUGCAUUCGGCCGCAAGAAGCGCUCUGCAGCGGCCGAGGACUACAGCGACUUCGAGGGGGCGGGCGUGCGGGCGCAGGCGCGGGAGGGCAGCCGUGCGUCCCGGAAGAGUAUGGCCAAGUACCAGCGCGGCGAGCGGGGCGAGCGCGGGGACGACGGCGGCAACGGCGAUGACGAGCUGGACCCCGAGGAGCGGCAGAUCGCCCUCCUGCGGGAGCGGAAGCGGCAGGAGGACGCGCAGAAGGCCAGGGCGCUGGCGUUUAAGCAGGUGGCGGCGGAAGCAGCCAAGAGGGAGGCUGAGGAGCGGAAGGAGCGGCAGGCGGCGGGGCCUUCCAAUGCAGCGAUAGAGGCGUUGAGGGCGGGGCACGCACAUGUGCCGCCAGCAGCACCGAAAGCGGCGCCACUAGCGGGGGCACCCACAAAGGCGGCGCCACCACCAGCACCACCACCUGCACAGCGGUUAGACCGGGCGCCAGCAUCUCCGCCGGCUCCCCCUCCCCCGCCGGCGCCGACCGCUAGGGCAGCUCCGGCGCAGGGCCCCGCACCGGGGCGAGCACCUGCGCCCGCAGCGGCGACCUCCCCCGCACCGCAGGCGCCCCCGCGGCCACCCGCACUAGCACCGGCUGACGAGGCGGACCUGUCGCUGGCAGCUGAGAUCGCGGCGCUGUGGGGGGCGGCAGCGGGGGUGGACGUGCCUGCAGCGGGGGGCAAGCCAGCGGCCGCCCAGGCCUCCCCACCACAGCAAGCUCCGGCUCCUCCGCCCGCUCGCAUCUCCCCGCAGCCGCCUCCCUCGCCGCCGGGUCGCAGCAGCAGCGGCCACAUCCGCUACCACGC
Messenger RNA from Astrephomene gubernaculifera, 1578 nucleotides. NCBI's taxonomy places the organism in Eukaryota, Viridiplantae, Chlorophyta, Chlorophyceae, Chlamydomonadales, Astrephomenaceae. The record is from the annotation of a GenBank genome assembly.